CCGGAAUCUGUGUUGCAAAGGAAGACAAGCCAUCUAUUGUCCUCCCCAUGUUUCGGUAUGUCGUUACACCGCAGUCCAACUCUGAGCAGCCUUAUUUGAAGAAUGAUGUUGAUUGGGUGACUGGGAAAAUAGUAACGUUCUAUUGACUUUAGAAGAAGCCAUCAAAGGAUGGUUGUACCCGCAUAUUCCCUGGGUGUCUGGUGUGGAAAUGUACCGCAUAAGUCACAGUCGUCCAGGGCAAGUCACUAAAAGAUAUGGAGGGAGAACGAUGAGACGCCUAGCUUAAAUAUAUAGCAGAUAGUAGGGACGAGUGAGAGUGACCCGUGCCGCGAUUCGACUGGUUUCUUUCUACCUCCUUGUUCGACUUCUGGCGCAAUUCUGGGACCUUUGCCUGACAGUGUCUAUCGCUAAUUAGAGAUUCUUCCGAUUCCAUGAGAAACAUGGAACAAGCCUUUGUCAAUGUAACCUUCCCCGAGGUCGAGACCUUGCAGACGAUUCCAUCCAGCUCCGACGAGGCGGGAAAAGAUGAGUUGACAGCGCAGCGCGGUGUGGAUAAUCACCAUGACAACAACAAAACCGACCCGGUUCCCUUCCCCAUUGCCAUAGUAGGCAUGGGAAUGAGGCUUCCUGGCGGCGUGAGAUGUGCAGAGCAAUUCUGGGACUUGAUUGUCAAUAAACGCGACGGUCUUUGCCAGGUGCCCGGCUCAAGGUAUAACGUUGAGGCGUUUUACGACGAGUCACGCCCAGGGGCCAUCCGGACGAAGCAUGGCCACUUCCUCCACGAGGACAUCACCCAGCUGGACAAUGUGUUCUUCGGCAUCGGCAAGCCCGAAGCCGAGAAGCUCGAUCCACAGCAACGACUACUGCUGGAAGUUGUCUGGGAGUGCAUGGAAAAUGGCGGACAGACCGACUGGCAAGGAAGCAAUAUCGGCUGCUACGUGGGUGUGUUCGGAGAGGAUUGGUUAGACCUCCUCAGCAAAGACACCCUGCAACACGACAGAUAUCGCGUGAUGAGUGCCGGGGACUUUGCUCUUUCCAACCGCGUCUCUUACGUGUACGAUCUCCGCGGACCAAGCGUCACUCUCCGGACAGGGUGCUCCUCAUCUAUGGUCGGAUUGCAUGAUGCCUGUCAAGCCUUAUACGCUGGUGACUGCUCCUCCGCCCUGGUCGCAGGUACGAACUUGAUCAUGGGCCCGACGAUGACGACCACGAUGUCUGAAAACCUGGUGGUGUCCACCAGCGGAAUAUGCAAAACGUUUGACGCGGCAGCCGAUGGAUAUGGACGAGGAGAAGCCAUCAAUGUGAUAUACAUCAAACCACUUCAUGACGCGCUUCGACAAGGCGAUCCCAUCCGCGCGAUUAUCCGGUCAACCGCGGUGAACUGCGAUGGCAGGACACCCAGUAUCACGACCCCCGGAGCCGAAGCCCAAGAACAGCUGAUCCGGCAUGCAUAUAAGAAAGCGCAGAUCGUGGGGGACGAAGUGUCCCGAACGGCGUUCUUCGAGUGUCAUGGCACCGGCACGAUCGUCGGCGACACGGCGGAAGCGUCGGUCGUCGCCAACAUUUUCGGGCGCGACGGCAUUUACAUCGGGGCGGUUAAGCCGAACGUCGGUCACUCGGAGGGGGCCUCAGGCAUCACCAGCAUCAUCAAAGGCGUUUUGGCGCUGGAGAACAACCUCAUCCCGCCCAACGUCCACUUCCGCUCGCCGAAUCCCAAGAUUCCCUUCGAUAGCGCCAAGCUCCGAGUCCCGGUGGAGCCCACACAAUGGCCUGCUGACCGACGGAAGCGCGUCAGCGUGAACUCGUUUGGUAUCGGAGGAACGAAUGCUCAUACCAUUCUCGAUUGCGCCUCCCUCCCCUCUCCCUUCGAAACCAUCAAAUUGGGACUGCAUGCUCGAUCUAAUAGCGAGACUCAUUUGCUGGUUGUCUCGGCUAAAAGCAAGAGCUCAUUAGACAGGCGUGUUGACGCAGUUGCACGAUAUGUUCAAGACAAGACUCCAUCCUUGCCGGAUCUUGCCUACACGCUUGCGCGAAGACGCGUCCAUUUACCGAAUCGUGCGUUUGCGUUAGCCAAUAAAGAUGGUCUCGUUUCGACAUUCGAAAAGUCGACAUCGACUGGACCACGGGUGGUGUUUGCGUUCACGGGUCAGGGCGCGCAAUGGCCCACGAUGGGGAGAGACCUGAUGGCUCAAUUUCCAACAUUUCGGGAAGAUAUCCGAAACUUGGACCAUGUGUUGCAGACGUUGGAAGUAGCGCCUGCGUGGAAAAUUGAAGAGGAACUGUCGAAGAGGGAUGACACCAGUCGGGUUGGAGAUGCUGAAUUCGCACAGCCUCUCACUACAGCCAUCCAAAUAGCCUUGGUAAACUUACUGCGAGAAUGGGGUGUCUUGCCUACGUUAGUAGUGGGACACUCAAGUGGGGAGAUUGCGGCUGCCUAUGCCUCUGGAGCAAUCUCAGCGAGUCUUGCCAUAGUACUCUCCUAUUUCCGCGGCCAAUCAAUCAAGGCUGUACCCCCGAGGGAUGGCGCAAUGGCUGCUGUGGGCAUGUCGCCUGAGCUGGCCAAGACAUACUUACGACAAGGAAUCACUAUCGCAUGUGAGAAUAGUCCCCAGAGUGUGACUCUGUCUGGGGAUAAGAACGCCUUGGAUGCUGUGCUCGCACAGAUUCAUACCGACAACAAAGAUACAUUCAUCAGGCGCUUGGCUGUCAAUGUUGCGUACCACUCUCACCACAUGACCGAACCGGCCCAGGUGUACGAGACAUGCAUAUUGCCAUUUAUGUCACACAAUGAAUAUAUGGUACCUCUAUACUCAACGGUGACUACCAAGGUGAUUUGUGACCCCUCGGAGUUGGAUGCCGGGUACUGGUGCCAGAAUUUGCAAUCAACGGUCUUAUUUGGCCCCGCGCUUCAGCGGAUUUUAAGAGACGAUUCUAGUGGCCUUCUGUUCUUGGAGGUUGGUCCCCAUUCUGCACUUGUAGGACCGAUACGACAGAUGGUCCAAUCGGAACAGAUAACCGAGAGAACACCACCAUAUGUCGCUACACUACGCCGGGGCCACGGGCGAUGGGAAAGCUUGCUAGAAACAGCGGGGCGUCUAUUUUGCCACGGAGCGCCAAUUAAUCUUUCUGCUGUGGUGGCAGAUGGCAAGGUGCUCACCGACCUGCCACUUUAUCCAUGGCAGCAUGAGGGUCGGCUAUGGAGUGAAUCCCGGUUGUCCCAUGAUUGGAGGUUCCGGGAAGCCCCUUACCACGAGCUCUUGGGUUGUCGGUGCCUGGAAUCAACCAGUGUGGAGCCGUCCUGGAGGAAUCUUUUACAACUCGACCAAGUACCGUGGCUUACGGAUCAUCGAGUUUGCAAGGAAGUGGUUUUCCCCUGCGCUGGAUACGUUGCAAUGGUUGGUGAGGCAGUGCAUCAAAUAACUGGCGCAACCGACUUCACGGUGAAAAACCUAUUCAUGAAAACAACCUUGACAAUUACACCCAGUGAAACCACAGAGGUCGUCACUACUCUGCGAAUCGGAAAACUGGCCGACAACAUUGAUUCGAGCUGGUAUGACUUCACCAUAUCUGCAUUCCAGAAGGACACCUGGAAGAAAUACUGUGUGGGACACGUCAGACCAGGCCCGACUAAAGAGCACCCAGUCCUUGAGAUCCCAAGCUACUGCCGAUCUGUUCCAUCUGACAGGUGGUAUAGCGCUCUGGAAGCACGCGGUCUUGACUACGGCCCUCACUUCCGAGGCCUUGAGUCUAUCCUGGCAAGUCCAACCGAUCCAAGCGCAACUGCUACAAUACCUGACCGGGGCAUGUUCCAUGCGAACCAUUAUGCACUCCAUCCUAUCAUCAUUGACCAAAGUCUUCAGCUCCUCAGUGUCGCUGCAACCAACGGCAUACCUCGUAAGCUAACGAGACUAUGUAUCCCUAUGGCCAUUGAGGAACUGUAUAUCGGCACAGGAAAAGGUUCGAUGUCGCUCGAAAUGUCAUGCCAGGAAGCCGGAGGAACCCUAUGUGGCAAUGGGGCUGUUUUAGCUGAGAAUAAAGUGGUUCUCUCUCUGCGAGCGGGGCAUUUCUUCAACAUUCAAGAUCCCGAUAUUGGUCGACCAGUGUUGCCAGUGGCCUCUAGCCCUAGCUGGAAGCCUCAUAUCGAUUUUGUUCCUUCCGAGAAUCAGUUCCCACCGCUCUUUGUCAAUCUUACCCUUGCCGAGGGAGCUUCUCGAUUGACGCUGUUGGCUAUUCUGGAGACAUAUCACCAGUCGCGGGCUCUGGUGGCGGAUGCCCCGCAUCUUAAGAAAUGGCACUCAUGGUUAAAGUCGGAAUAUGAUGCUAUAUGCCAUGGUGGUGGUCAGGCCUGGCUUACGGAGGUCAAAGAUGCUCUAGCUCUUAGCAAUCACGAGCGUUCUGAGGCGCUGAAAAACUACAAGUGCAUCUCGAACAAUGAGAUCGAAAUGUGGAUAUGCGAGCUGUGCAAGAGCAUUAUCGGAAAUGUCCAUGACAUGCUGAAAGGCAGAGUUGAGCCACUUGACAUCCUCAUGGAAGACGGAAAAUUGAAGUCCUUUUAUCAAUUUGCGUCUGCAAUGACCCCGUGGAAUAAAUAUCUCGAAUUGCUUGGGCAUUCGAAUCCUUUGCUUCGUGUGCUCGAAGUCGGUGGUGGCACUGGAGGUGACACUCUAAUGGCGCUGGAAGGAUUGUCGUUGGGAAACGGCAACAGGCUUUAUGCCAAGUACACAUUCACCGAUAUCUCUCCAGCAUUCCUGCCGCAUGCGAAAGAGCGAUUUAAAUCCUACGCGGACAUUGAAUAUGCUACUUUGGACAUAAGCCAAGAUCCCACUGAACAGGGCUUUCAACCGGCAAGCUACGACUUGAUCAUCGCUUCGAAUGUCCUUCAUGCCACUCCUAGUAUUUCGACUUCGCUGACCCAUGUCAGAAAGCUUCUCGCACCCGGUGGUCGGUUGAUGCUGAUUGAGCUGACUCCCGAGACACCGCUCAUGGAUUACAUCAUGGGAAUCCUGCCCGGCUGGUGGCUUGGUGAGGGCGAUGGACGUGUCGGAAAACCAUACAUCACUCGUGAACAAUGGCAUCAAAAGUUGCUCGAUGCUAACUUCAGUGGUGUUGACGCAGCCCUGAUUGACAACCAGGCCCCGUACCAAUUGAAGUCACAUAUCAUCUCACAGACCGUGCCUAUCCAAUGCGCCCCGAAAGUCGAUGCUUACAUCUAUUACCGUGGAUCAAUUACCGAAUGGACUCGAGAUCUUGAAAGUCAACUAACAAGCGCAGGCCACACGGUGCGCUGCAACAACUUGCAAAAUCCGCCUCCGCUGGGAUCCAAUGUCAUAGUGCUCGUUGACGUAGAGGGGCCCUUCCUGCAUGACAUGACAGAAGAGGAUUUCCGAAGUUUCCAAAUGUUCAUUUCUAACAUGAAUAGUGGGCGUAUCCUAUGGGUCACACGCUCGGUACAAAUGCACUGUGACGACCCUCGGUUCGCCUUGACGCUCGGGGUGGUCCGAACAAGUCGGCAUGAGGUGACCCGUGAUUUUGCUACACUGGAACUUGACAAGGUCGAUGGAGAUGCGGUGCGACCGGUUGUCAGAGUGUUCGAGAAGGUGAUCCUACAGACAGACAAACCCACGAUUCAACGGGACUUCGAGUUCGCUCUCCAGGACGGGCUGGUUCAUGUUAACAGAUUCCAGUGGAGCUCCCUUGACGACCAGCUUAGCGAGACGUCUCAAGUGGACGGCCCGAGAAAGCUGGACAUUGCUUCAUAUGCCAUUCUAGAUUCCCUAGCGUGGUCUUGCACUGGCUUCACAUCAACCUCCUUGGGGCCGAAAGAUGUUGAGAUAGACAUCAAGUAUUUCGCGCUCAAUUUCAGGGACAUGAUGACGGCGAUGGGCUUUAUUGGAAAUAAAGACAACAUCGGACUAGAAGCAAGCGGAAUUGUUCGUCGUGUCGGAUCUAGUGUCACAGCUGUUUCUGUCGGCGACAGGGUGAUGGUAAUAGACAGGGGGCUUGCUUGUACGCGGAAAACCAUUCGCGAGGAUCAAUGCUUGCCCAUUCCAGACGAUAUCUCGCUAGAGGAUGCUGCGGCAGUCACCUGUGUUUAUGCUACCGUGAUAUAUUCACUUAUCUACAUGGGAAAUCUGGAAGAGGGCCAGUCGGUAUUGAUUCACUCUGCCUGUGGUGGCGUCGGCUUAGCCGCUAUCCAACUAUGCCAGAUGAUCGGGGCCGAAAUUUAUGCAACGGUCGGAAGCGAGGAGAAGGUCAGGUAUCUCACUGAGACAAUGGGAAUCCCUUCAGACCACAUAUUCAACUCUCGAAACUCUUCCUUCCUCUCUGGCCUGAUGACCAAAACUAACGGCAGGGGUGUCGACCUGGUACUGAAUUCUCUUUCAGGCGAAUUGCUUCAUGCGUCCUGGCAAUGUGUUGCCCGGUCGGGGAAGAUGUUGGAGCUCGGAAAGCGUGACUUCAUGGGCCAUGGCAAGCUAGACAUGGAUCUGUUCUCGGAAAAUCGCUCAUUCAUCGGUGUUGAUCUUCUCCAAGUUCUCGACGACAGCCCAUCAUUGCUGCACCAAAUGGCGGAAGAAAUGAUGGCGUACCUGGUCUCCGGCAGGAUCCAGCCCAUAAGACCAAUACAUACAUAUGACGCUGAGAGCGUGAUAAAAGGUUUCAGAUACAUGCAAAGCGGGCAGAACAUGGGCAAGAUUGUUAUACGCAUGCCCGACGACCCAUCAACGCUUCCAGUUACGCAGUUGCAUGAAAUGACACCGUACUUUACAGAUGCUUCCUCCUAUCUACUGGUUGGCGGGCUCGGAGGCCUUGGCCGGGCAGUGGCAUUGUGGAUGGUUGAGAAGGGAGCUCGACACCUUAUUUUCCUAUCUCGGUCUGACACAAGCUCUCCAAAGAGACAGGCCUUCGUGCAGGAUCUCAUAUCUCAAGGCUGCUCGGUAACAGCAGUCACAGGAAAUGUGGCAAAUAUGGGAGAUGUUCAACGUGCUAUUGCUGCAGCGCGUAAGCCAAUCGCCGGCGUUGUCCAGAUGUCCAUGGUGCUGAAGGACCAAAGUCUGCGCAAGAUGUCGUAUGAAGAGUGGAAAGCUGCAUUGAGUCCCAAGGUCCAAGGGACAUGGAAUCUCCACCACGCGUUGAAACACAUACCGCUGGAUUUCUUUGUCCUCAUGGGCUCCGUCGCCGGAAUUUGCGGUUGGAGCGGGCAAGCUAAUUACGGAGCAGCCAACACCUUCCUUGACGCCUUUGUUCAAUACCGCCGUUCUCAAGGCCUGGUCGCUAGUGUUAUCGAUUUGGGUCUGAUGGAGGAUAUCGGUUAUGUUAAUGAAUUCUCGCUUACUGAUACACUUGCCAGGGCACGUUCGAGCUCUAUUCUAAUGCUAGAAGAGAGUCAUCUGCUCAAAGCAAUGGAGAAGGCAAUGCUCUCCCAAAGAUUCGAUUCACCAAGUCAGCUGGUAAUCGGCCUCGGCGUUACAAACGCCGUUUCAGACGAUGAUCUCGCCGUGAUGUAUACGCAAGAAGCUCGCUGCAGUGGUUGGAACAAUAUCUUGUCCAACGUAAAUCAAACUUCGGUUAUAUCCAAAGCUGAUGAGCUGAGGGAGUACAUGAAGGCGAUCCAGAAGGCCCCUGAACUGUUGGAUAAACCGGCAACCGAGCAAAGACUGACAGAGGAAUUGGGAAAGCUGAUAGCUUCGUACACUUCACGACCAGACGACAUGACGAGAGAUGAGCUAGCCAACAUCGCCAUCGACUCAUUAAUGACUUUUGAAAUACGAACUUGGUUUCGUCGGCAUGCAGCGAUUGAAUUAACCUUGCUCGACGUUUCAAACGCUGGCACCGCUGGUGAACUCAGUAAAAUUGCGUUACGAAAGUUGCGUGAUCUAUUGAACCAAGGGAAAUCGGAAGAAGCGAGGAGCGCACCGAGCACCGAAACCCCGAACGACAAUUACGAAAAGGACAUCGAGAUCGGGGCUGAAAUUCGUCCACUUCCCGGCCAAGCGCCGGAUUGGACGUCCGAAUCAGAAGGUCGUGUCUUUUUGACUGGGGCCACUGGGUUCCUCGGUGCGUUUCUGUUGGAACAGUUUGUCGGUCUACCCCAGGUGAAGUCUAUUGCCUGUUUGGUCCGAGCUAGCAACCCAGAAGCUGGCAUGGAGCGCCUGAGCGACGCCUGCAGAAAAUUCGGCAUCUCCACGAACUUCCGCGCGAAGGUAUUUGUGGUCCCAGGUGACAUAACGAAAGAUCGCCUGGGACUCACACGACAGAGGUUUGACCAGCUGGCCAAGUGGGCAAGUGUCGUGUUCCAUUUUGGAGCCUACGCCAAUUACACCCUGCCAUAUUCGGUCCAUCGGAACUCAAAUGUGCUAGGUACUCUAGAAGUACUGCGGUUUGCCAACAGUGGUCGCUUGAAAACGGUGCAUCAUUGUUCCAGCAUCUCCGCCUGCGGUAUCCCCGAAGCUCUUAGUGGCGAGACGCCCGAGGACCAGAGACCUCUUCUCGAGUCCCAAAAGAUCUCCCAGACACUCGGCUACUCACAAAGCAAGUUUGUCUCGGAAAACAUCGUCUGGAACGCAAUGGAUAAAGGCUUCCCGAUCGUCAUAUAUCGCCCCGGUAUCGUGACCGGCCACAGCAUCACGGGCGUAUGCAAGAAAGAAGACGUGUUCAAUCGUCUUUUGUCCCACUGUAUCCGGCUGGGCUGUUAUCCGCGCCCACCCGACCAGCUGGCUCAAUUUGUCCCCGUGGAUUUUGUCUGCUCCGCAAUCGCUCAUAUAUCGCUCCGCAGCGAUAGCAUCGGUCAUGCGUUCAACGUCGUGCUACCUGGCGAGGGACAGAAGAUUACCUUGAAGACUAUCUUUGACCUACUCAGUCAAAUAUGCCCCACCCCCUUGCGAAGCAUGUCGUUCCCCGAAUGGGCAGAUCUGUACUUGAAAGGAGGCGAUGCCAAUAUCAAGGUGGUUGGGCCUGUUCUCAGUGACCGACUCGCUGGGUAUAGGCUCUGGUGGGAUGAAAUGGACCAUAUCUCACCCUUCAGUAUGCAGAAUGUGCAUCGCGCCUUGUCCGACCACCCUGAGAUUCUCCGGGUGAAGUCUAUGCGAGAGCUGCUCAAGACGUACUAUGACUAUUGGAUGCACGAAGAAAAGGAUGAGUCAUGAGGCCCAUGGGCCGGAAAACAGAGACUUCAGUCGAGGUUGAGGCUCCAACACCUUACUACUAGUGCCUAUUGCACAAUGGGCAACUUUAUAUGAAUCACAG
Molecule: messenger RNA, 9243 nt
Organism: Aspergillus steynii IBT 23096
Lineage: Eukaryota; Fungi; Ascomycota; Eurotiomycetes; Eurotiales; Aspergillaceae
Product: polyketide synthase
Exons: 7
Coding region: 432-9143 (2903 amino acids)
Biological process (GO): secondary metabolite biosynthetic process; fatty acid biosynthetic process
Molecular function (GO): oxidoreductase activity; fatty acid synthase activity
Source: RefSeq, a predicted model, not a curated record